This is a messenger RNA of Lagopus leucura (white-tailed ptarmigan), 1886 nucleotides long. Its product is annotated as Sjoegren syndrome nuclear autoantigen 1 homolog. The record is from RefSeq and is a predicted model, not a curated record. NCBI's taxonomy places the organism in Eukaryota, Metazoa, Chordata, Aves, Galliformes, Phasianidae. Bases 357 to 701 code for a protein of 114 amino acids. The transcript is spliced from 2 exons. Gene Ontology annotation, cellular component: centrosome; ciliary basal body.
UCGGGCGACGCCGCGCUCGGUUAACGUCGGCUCUUUUCGGCUCUUUCCGACGCGCUCCGUCCCCUCUGUCCCCUUUGCUCUCGGGCGACUCUGCCUUCGGCAAACAUCGGCCGUCUCCGCCGAGCCCAACGCCCUUCAGUCUCUCCCUUCGGCAAACGUCGGCUUGUUCCGUAACUCUUCCCCCUUCCUCCCCCCUCCGGCCGGCCGGCCCGCCUCGUCCUCCUCUCCCGAACGCUACCUGUCUUCGGAAAACAUCGGUUAUUUCCGUAGAGAGGCUUUCACGCUCCCGUCAGGAAGGCUGCUGCUGAGAGGAGUCCUCAGGAAGCCGUUGGAGAGUUCAGAGACAGGAGCAGAGGAUGACGCAGCAGGGAGCUGUUCUUCAAGGUUACAACAACGAGCUCGUCAAGUGUAUUGAAGACUUGUGUAUGCAAAAAGAGGAGCUGAACAAACAGAUCCAGCAAGCAGAAGAGGAAAAAAGUAAACUCCAGCAUGAAAUUCAAGUUCUGAAUGAACAGUUGGAGUGCGUGUGUGAAAACCUGGCUCAGAAGGUAGCUUCGCGAAAUGAGCUUGAUAAAAUUCUUGCUGAAACUGAAGCUGCUUACAUGAAGAUUUUGGAUAGUUCCAGAACUUUGCUUAAUGUCCUGAAGAAGGAAGUGGGAAGCUUAAAGCAUACACCAGAACUGAAAAGUAAUGUAACCUGAAGCUGUCAAAUGUCUGGACUUGGCAAUUCUAAAAUCCCACUAGGUGAGAUGUGGUCAGGCACAGAACCCUACAACAGCAGUAUAAGCUGAAGGGGCUUUCUUCCAACCUUUCCACAUUUCCAUGAUUUUUAAAUGCAUUAGAAAAACUGUAGAUAAAACAAAUGAAAUAAAGUUACUGUUUUCUUAUUAAAAAAUUAAUAAUAAUCUUAUAUAAUUUCUUAAAUCACUGCAAAACUAUAUUGUAGAUGCAUAACUGAACUAGAUUUCAGGCUGUCGGUUUUGAUGUAGUGAUGCUUCAAGGCCCUUCUGAAAAACAGGAAAAAUGUUUUACUGGUUAGCUUUUGGAUGGUUACUGUGGAAUGCCUGUUUGAUAGAAUAUGACUUUAAAUCUGGACAGAAUGCUUGCAUUUUUUCCAUUGCUCUUUUAGUUGCAUCAUGGCUUCUCUGAAAUCCUGCUGCCUUUCUUCCGUAUGCUUUCUUUUCCCCUACAUCCAUGUCUAGAAAGAAGACCACUGUAGUGAAUGAAAGUAGCUCAGGCACUAGUGCUUCUUGCUUUACUGUUGGGGACCAAAUAGGAAUUAGCUAUUUAGCCUUCUCCUUAAGAAGCCUGGAGUCAUCUCUGUGAUACGUUUACAGCUCCUGUUCACAAUCAUCUCUUAGCUGGAGUUUUGGAGGGAUAAUUUGAGGAAAACAUGAUUUAAGCAGGGUACAAAAGCUUAAACUGUAAGACUGUGUCAGGUUUAUGUAUUUUCUGAAGCUGUACUCUAAAGCCUUGAUUAGAAAGAAGUUAUGCUAUGGUGAGAGAUGGAUUUGAGUGCAAGUGGGAGGCAUGCCCUUGCAGGGCACAGUGCUGCAGGGAGCUGUACCAUAUAAAUGAGGACCAACUAAUAUUGGAGUAAGGCUGGAAAGAAUAGUGAACAACCUGGAAUGGAGAGAAAUAAAUGCACGUGAAGGGUCAGAAUUAGAUUAGUAGUAAACAUGCAGCUGUUAGACAUUCUUGUAGGUGAGAUUAAAUAGAACCAAAGUCAGAGAAUAGAGAGGAGGUAAGAAUAUAGCAGAAAUCUCUGUCUUGUUUCCAUUUCUGGUACUUACUGAAUACGUGUGCACAUGCAUUUUGUCCUGCUCAUUCAUGUAUUACAGCAGCAGCUUUAUGUUUAAAUCAAGCCUUCAUAACAAUUCGCUAAA